Messenger RNA from Cherax quadricarinatus, 4271 nucleotides. Lineage: Eukaryota; Metazoa; Arthropoda; Malacostraca; Decapoda; Parastacidae. The record is from RefSeq and is a predicted model, not a curated record.
UGGGCUUCCUGAAGGGAGCUGCGUUGCAAUUGGCUGUCUCUGUCUCUUCCUCGGGAGAGGUGCGUUGUGAUUGGCUGGUCCGGUCUCUGCCAGAGGUCUUUAGCGUUGUGUGCGGCAUGGUGUCAGUCCCAUCAACAUUAUGACACACUUUGCAGUUCACACCCCUGAGGGGGUAAAGUUUACUGAUGGUCCCCAAAACUUUGGUAAAAAUUCUACAAAUUUUGAAGGUUUUGAGGGGAAAGUUAAGACAUUUGUCUUUUCGAAAGAUGGGAAGAGAUUUGCUUGGAUUGCAGAUGGCCAGGUGUUUGUGGUUGAGGCUCCAACUUGGCAGAGAAUUGGAUCUCUGAAGCACCCACGUGCCCAGGAGAUUUGUUUUUCUCCUAAGGGCAGCUUCUUGGCUAUCUGGGAGUCUUAUGUCAAAACAACAGACCAAAGUCAGUUGCAACCAAACUUGAGUGUUUAUGACGUAACGGGAAAGAAACCACUGAAAUCUUUCUUCCAGCCAAGUCAAGUAAAUUGGAAGCCACAGUGGACAGAUGAUGAAGCAAUAUUUGCACGCAAUAUUACCAGUGAAGUUCACUUCUAUAAUGCCAAUGACCUGCAAACUAUUGCUGAGAGGAAAAUUAUUCAGAAAGUUCGAUCAUUCAGUCUUUCACCAUCCAUCAACAACCAUUAUGUAAUCUUUUUUGUACCUAGUAUUCAGGGAGCUCCGGCAUAUGUCCAUCUCUAUCGCUAUCCAAAUUUCAAGGAAGCUUCUAAUGCCUUGGCCAAUAAAAGUUUCUUUAAGGUCGACACUAUAGACAGCUACUGGAACAAGUCAUCAACAGCAUGUUUGCUCUUAACUGCUGCUGAGAUGGACAAGUCAGGGCUUUCAUACUAUGGUGAACACAUGCUUUUCUACCUUAAUACUCGAGGAGAUUCAAUAAGGGUCACAGUCUCCAAACCUGGAAAUAUUCACUCAGUGGCAUGGUGUCCCAGUGGACAAGAAUUCUUCGCAGUAUAUGGUACAAUGCCGUCCAAAGCCACACUUUUUAACCAGAAAUGUGAAGCCAUUGCUGAGUUUGGUUCAGGGGCACGAAACACUGUGCUUGUUAAUCCAGUUGGCAAUAUUGUGUUAGUAGGUGGAUUUGGUAACAUUGCAGCUAGAUAUGAGAUGUGGGACAUAUCAGCACGCAAGAAAAUUGGCGAAACAGAAUGCUCCGACAGUACAUAUUUCAGUUGGUCGCCAUGUGGGCAGUACUUGCUUACAGCUACUUGCUCUCCAAGACUAAGAGUUAACAAUGGGUGUAAAGCAUCAAAACAGAAGUACAUCCUUCCAAGUCAGAGAGGAGCCAAAGGUCCUGUUGGUUUGCCAAAUACUGAGAAGAAGUUCCUCAGUGAGGUGGAUGACCCAACAAAGAAUGAGGGAGCUCCUCAGCUCUCAAAGGCUGCAUUGAAAAAGAAGAAGAAGAGAGAAGCAGCUAAGAAAAAGCGCGAAGAAGAGGGAGAAGCUGGCAAAGGAGAAAAAGGAGGAAACAACUGGAGAGAAACCGCUGGUCAAGAACCUCCCGUGCCAGUUAAAGCUGCACUGCCGGUCAAUUCGUUUGCCGCAUCCAUUGAGCUGACUGGAGAUCCCGAGAAAGACAAAAAGAUUAGAAAUAUUAAGAAGAAACUGGAUGCAAUUGCAAGACUGAAAGGAGAGAAGGAGAAUGGUAAAGUUUUAGUGAGAAACCAAAUAGACAAGAUAGCUACAGAAGACAAACUGAUAAAGGAUUUGGAGGAAUUGAUCCUGUGAUUUAUUCAAGUAUUAUUUAGUAAUUUUGUUGUGUAACAAGCUUUUAGUAGUGAUAAAUAUAUGAAGAUUAUAAUCCUAAAGAGAUCAGAUUUAGUAUAAUAUUUUUCAGGUGUGUUCAGUGCAUCAGCUUAUUAUUCUAAGGCAGAACAAGGAAGACUUGUAUUCAUCAGCAAUUUUCCUAAUGUAUAGUCUUUACACAUAAUUAAAUCAAUGAGCUGUCGAGGUUAUACAAACGAAUGUCACCAUAUUCAAAUCACUCUUUAGAAAUAACUUUUCCAUUCUUGCAUUUUUUAAAAUUGUCUGUUAUUGUGUGCGAACGUGCGCACAUUGUGCGUGCAUGUAAGUGUGUGUAAAAGAGUGUGUGAGAGUUGUGUGUAUGUGUUGAGUAUGUGUGUGUGUGUGUGUGUGUGUGUAAUUUAAUUAAUUUAAAGCCUAUAUACGUCUUGUCAUAUAUAAUUUAUCUAGUUAAGGUGUUAGCCUUAAUUCCUUAAAUUUUCGGUAAGUCUUCCAUACUUUGUUGAGACUAAAUUUGUGCAUAUUAUGUUGUAAAAAAUAUUGUUGCCAUUGUGAAUAUAUGGCACAAUAUAAUGUAGAAGCAAAUGUUAGUAAAAAAAAUUCUGUAUAUAGACCAUCAACUCAGAGUGAUGGGGUUUUCCUAUAUUUAUAAUCAGCAGUAGAGAGCUUUAUUGUUACUGUUAGGGUCUCUGACAUGUCUAAAAAAAAAAUAUUAUGCAAAGUGAUGUCUUUUGUAUAUGGUUAAGUUGACAAAAGUUGGGUUUGUUAUUGGGGCAUUAAAUUAAAAAAAAAAAAAAUGCAGUCCACAACAAAAUAGACAAAAGUCAUAUACAGAUUGAAACUGUUUGCAGAUGUGUGGCAUCAGUUCUUGAUAAUUUUUUCAUAUUAAGCAGAAUUCAUUCAGAGCCAUUUACCCAUCUCUAUCUUAAUGUGGUACACCAGAUGCACCAAUGGGUGUAAAGGCUUCCACAACCUUUGUACUCUGUCACUUGUCAUACUAUGAAGAGUAGUGAGGGUCUCUUGAUCCAUGGAACUGGAACCACUGUCCUUCAGAUCCAAAUUGAUUGCCAUCCCAUUUCCCAGGUGCUGUAUGACCUCAGUGGGUUUAGUACUUUUCCUUGAAUAUAACAAUAAUAAAGUAAAGAAAUAUAAAGAUAUUCUGCAAAAUGAUUUCAGAUAAUCCAUAUCAGUAUUUUUUAUUGUCCCUUUUAUUAAAAGCUGUUUAAGGGGGUACAGUAUGUUCUUGGUAAUAAUAAUAAUAAUGUCAGUUGAAAGUAGUUUCAGACAUCCCUUAUCUUUUCCAUCUUAAACUCUUGAUGUAUCUGUGUGUAUGAAUGUAGAAGUCAGUGACUUUCAAGAUUUAGAGAAAGGUGGAAUAAUGUAGUGUUUUGUUUAGUGCUUGUUUUUCAAUACAAUGCUAAUAAUUAUACAAGAGAGGUUGAGGGUGAGAGGAGAGGAUCAGGAAAAUCGGUACAUAAGGUAUGAGAGAAAAUGUGGCAUGCAGGUGGGUAGUUUUAUUAGAAAUGAAUGAAUGAUUUUCUUUGUGAUAGUAGUUCAAGUGCAUUACACUUUGUCUAAAUAGUUGAAAAAGUGCUGUGGAUGUUUAGCUAGUGUUAGUACUAGUUUCCUAUGUCACGUGUGCGAGGUAGUAUGAAAUGGAAAAUGUCACUGAAUAUUAUUUGCCACUUUUUUCUUCCAAGCAUUUACCUUCCCAGGCAUCAUGAAAGUGGUGGGUAGAAUACUGGUAAUGGUGGUGAUGACGCAUUGAUUCGAAAUGAAUUCAAAUAACAUUUGACAGUCCGAAAAUCAGUGACAGCAUUUUGAUUUAACAUGCUUCAAAUGUGCUGUGGAUGACAUCAGAGCACCACGUCUGAAAUAAAAGUAAUAAUUUUUAAUACUGUAUUACUGUAUUUAUUUAAUAUGUCUAUUUUAAUUUGUUUUUCCAUUCUUAAAUAAAUACACAUGGGAAAAAAAAACAGGUUAAAAAAGAAAGUGUAUGAACAGGUUACUGUAUAUAUACGUAUGUAUGUUGUGUUUGAUGACCAAGUCAGUCAGACAAGCUAGGUUAUCCUAAAAGUUUUAAAAUGCUCCAUUUUGAUAAAAUAUGGAUAUACAGUAUUUGUAUGUGAUAUAUUGCAUCACUCAAACACAUUACUUAAAUUUCGUUAUUUAAAAACUGAUUUUUGUGGUGUCAAAGCAAGAAGUAUAUACUCUUGGCUUGUUUGACAAAAUGAUAUUUUCCUAACAGGACAGUUGACUUGAAAAUCACGACAAGCAGCUUUUACGUACAUACAUGGUUAUGAGUAAAUAAUUUAAAUUAACCUCAGAGUAUUAAAAUUAAUGUAGGAAAUGUAUCCCUCACACAUAAAAUUUAUGAAUUUAUUUUUUUUUAUUUGAAGUAGAUAUAAAAAUAAUUUCAUCUACCUAAAAUAUAUUUACGUAUAUAGUCUCAUAGUUUGCUGAAAUAAAAAAAUAUCAUCCA